AUGUUGAAUCAAUGUCAAGUAAUUUUCAUGUUCCUUCUUAGGUAUCAUAAAGGGAAGAUAAGCUUUUCUUUAAAAGAAAAAGGAAAACUUUUAGCUCAGUCCUUAAUGACAUCGGAUGAAAGACUUGAUGAUAUACAACCGAAAGGGAAGAAAAUGAAAAGACUGUUAAAGAUUUCCCUUUUGGGUACUUUCAAUCUGAAGCUUCAGCUGUUUCUUUACGACUUUAAGUUUUAA
Molecule: messenger RNA, 234 nt
Organism: Clunio marinus
Lineage: Eukaryota; Metazoa; Arthropoda; Insecta; Diptera; Chironomidae
Source: the annotation of a GenBank genome assembly